AUGGCUGACAAGUUUGACAUGGGGGAAAUCACCAGCUUUCAAAAAUCCAAACUGACAAAAACCGAGAUGCAGGAGAGGUACAUCCAGCCAAGCAAAGAGACUGCUGAGCAGGCAAACUGGAGUAAAAUGUCCUAA
This is a messenger RNA of Arvicanthis niloticus (Nile rat), 135 nucleotides long. The record is from RefSeq and is a predicted model, not a curated record. NCBI's taxonomy places the organism in Eukaryota, Metazoa, Chordata, Mammalia, Rodentia, Muridae.